UUCCAAACGUUGUCGGUGUCAUGUGGAUGUGAGUUGUAAGAAGGAGUGAUAAGGACACCUUUCGUGUACUGGCAAGAGCACAGGUGAGAUUGUUAGUAACCCGGAGAAAAAAAAACGUGGUUUCUAUUUUGUGUGAGUAUUUAAUGACGUUAAUGGUGUCUACGUGUAUUUAACUGCGCGAGAAAGGCAGACCUGGCUUCCCACUUGACGCCAAGCUCAGGGGGUCAAGAGCGGAGAUUUCUUCACAAAAGGAGUGGCAAGUGGGGCUGAUAGAAUUCGAUUUUUUGUGAGAAAUACACAAUAACUUCAAUAUGGCUUCUGGUAUGCCAGACAGGAAUUUUCUUGUGACUGUCUUCCAACAGGUGGACAGAGACCGCAGUGGGGCCAUUGAUGCAAGAGAAUUACAGUCUGCUCUUUCAAAUGGCAAUUUUACACCAUUUAAUCCAGAAACAAUUAAGCUUAUGAUUGGAAUGUUUGAUAAAAAAGGAUCUGGAACAAUUAACUUUGAUGAAUUUGGAGCUGUCUGGAAGUAUGUAACAGAUUGGCAGCAGUGCUUUAGAUCAUUUGAUCGAGAUGGUUCUGGCAACAUUAGUAAAGAUGAACUAAGAACUGCUAUUACUACAUUUGGUUACAGGUUUUCAGACAAGUUCUAUGAUGUCCUCAUGCAACGUUUUGACAGAACUGGAAAAGGUGGAGUUUACUUUGAUGACUUCAUUCAGUGCUGUAUUGUUCUUCAUACACUGACGCAGGCCUUUAGCCAAUAUGACCAGGAUCGCGAUGGUGUCAUCACGAUCUCAUAUGAACAGUUUCUUCAUAUGGUGUUUAGCAUCAGGACUUAAUACUGCAUAAUGUAAAUCUCUAGAAAAUCAGUCUUUCCAUGUUGAUAAGAAAUUAACUUUACUUAAAAAAGGAUGUGCUAAUUCUGUAAUUCUGAAAUGGACCACAUUAAGAUAUUAAAUGUUAACUUGUAA
Penaeus monodon (black tiger shrimp) is the source of this 971-nucleotide messenger RNA. Its product is annotated as programmed cell death protein 6-like. Lineage: Eukaryota; Metazoa; Arthropoda; Malacostraca; Decapoda; Penaeidae. The record is from RefSeq and is a predicted model, not a curated record. Gene Ontology annotation, molecular function: calcium ion binding. The coding region runs from base 312 to 839 and encodes 175 amino acids. The transcript has 6 exons.